Macrobrachium nipponense is the source of this 354-nucleotide messenger RNA. Its product is annotated as sericin-1-like. Gene Ontology annotation, biological process: extracellular matrix organization. The record is from RefSeq and is a predicted model, not a curated record. Gene Ontology annotation, molecular function: extracellular matrix structural constituent conferring tensile strength. The transcript has a single exon. Lineage: Eukaryota; Metazoa; Arthropoda; Malacostraca; Decapoda; Palaemonidae. The coding region runs from base 1 to 354 and encodes 117 amino acids.
AUGGAGCCGCGGGCAGAACUGGUGCUGCAUGGGGCUCAGGUGCAGGUGAGAGCAAUGGCACUGAUGGGCACCAUUGGAAGCUCAGGUGCUACAGGAAGCUCAGGUGCUACAGGAAGCUCAGGUGUUACAGGAAGCUCAGGUGUUACAGGAAGCUCAGGUGUUACAGGAAGCUCAGGUGUUACAGGAAGCUCAGGUGUUACAGGAAGCUCAGGUGCUACAGGAAGCUCAGGUGUUACAGGAAGCUCAGGUGUUACAGGAAGCUCAGGUGUUACAGGAAGCUCAGGUGUUACAGGAAGCUCAGGUGCUACAGGAAGCUCAGGUGUUACAGGAAGCUCGGGUGCUGAUGGGCACUGA